This is a messenger RNA of Fusarium venenatum, 618 nucleotides long. RefSeq lists its product as uncharacterized. The record is from RefSeq and is a predicted model, not a curated record. NCBI's taxonomy places the organism in Eukaryota, Fungi, Ascomycota, Sordariomycetes, Hypocreales, Nectriaceae.
AUGACCAUGCGCAUCAAAGUUUCCCUCCCAUCGUAUCAGUCGACGUGGUACAAUGACUCUGCGCGCUACGAAUACCUCCAGAGCGAUGUCUUCUGGACACUCGCUAUCUUGAUCCUUGUCAACUGCUGGUGGUCCGCUAAGCAAGUCGACUUCUUCGACUCAACACCUGAAGAACAAGCCAAAAUCAGCCCUCGGCCAUCAGUUUUCUGGCUCAGAUACCGCAUUACUUCCCGCCUCCGUCAAUAUCUCGUUUUUCUACUUUGCAGUUUGGUCCUACCCCUACACCUCCUCCACGGCUCUUGGGUUCUCAAGUCAGCUUGGCGAAUUACUUUCGGCCUGGUCAAUCGCACGUAUCCCAGCAUCAAACCACGCAUGCUUGGGUUUGUUCUCUAUUCCCCUCUUUCUGCUGUCAUAUUACUUGGAUGGGCCAUUGUCUUGGGGCUUGGUGUUAUAAUUGUCGGGACGCAAAUUUUACUUAUUCGCAAUCUGUGGAGCAUGACGCCGUAUGAUCCAUCGUCGACGACACCUUCCAUGAAGGUCAAGGAGUCAACAACUGUUGGCGAUGCAGAUUGGCAGGAGAUUAAAGGAGACGAGAAUGAUACAAAGAAGGACAAAUGA